This is a messenger RNA of Nomascus leucogenys (northern white-cheeked gibbon), 3928 nucleotides long. RefSeq names its product cell cycle progression 1 (gene CCPG1). Gene Ontology annotation, cellular component: membrane. The record is from RefSeq and is a predicted model, not a curated record. Lineage: Eukaryota; Metazoa; Chordata; Mammalia; Primates; Hylobatidae.
CCCAGCCGGUCACCGCCUGCCGGCUGCCGACGCCUGGGAGCAGGUUGUUGUUUUUAUAAGAGGCGUCACUGGCGCCCGAGCUGUGACCGCCGCCACUGGGGCAGCCAGCACAAUCGGGCGGAGGUGGCGCUGCCCCUUCAGGUACUGUACUAGGCGGGCUUAGACCUCGGGAGGGGGUUUGUGCCGACUGUCUGAGUCCCUCGCCGACACGCUCGGCUCAGUAGAGGAGCAGUGGCGGGGUCCGCCUCCUGGGCUGGGGCUGCUCGGGCGGGGACUUGACGCCUGGUGUCGGCGGCCGCACGGGCGACCUCCUCGGGCCGUGCGCGAGUCCACAGCCCCGGAGGCCCGAGCCGACCCUGGGGCUUCCGGUCCGGUGGUCUUGCAGCCUCCAAACCCCGAGUGCUAUACCGAACUGCGCGCCAAGGGUGGGAGAGCUGACGGCCUGGGGCACCCUUCUUCCUUCACUGGGCAGGCUUUGAGGUGCUUGUCGGUCUGGACUGAUGAAAAUCCAUAUGACCUGAAAGAUGUCUGAAAAUUCCAGUGACAGUGAUUCAUCUUGUGGUUGGACUGUCAUCAGUCAUGAGGGGUCAGAUAUAGAAAUGUUGAAUUCUGUGACAGCCACUGACAGCUGUGAGCCCACCCCAGAAUGUUCAUCUUUAGAGCAAGAGGAGCUUCAGGCAUUGCAGAUAGAGCAAGGAGAAAGCAGCCAAAAUGGCACAGUGCUUGUGGAAGAAACUGCUUAUCCAGCUUUGGAGGAAACCAGCUCAACAAUUGAGGCAGAGGAAGAAAAGAUACCCGAAGACGGUAUCUAUAUUGGAACUGCCAGUGAUGAUUCUGAUAUUGUUACCCUUGAGCCACCUAAGUUAGAAGAAAUUGGAAAUCAAGAAGUUGUCAUUGUUGAAGAAGCACAGAGUUCAGAAGACUUUAACAUGGGCUCUUCCUCUAGCAGCCAGUAUACUUUCUGUCAGCCAGAAACUGUACUUUCAUCUCAGCCUAGUGACGAUGAAUCAAGUAGUGAUGAAACCAGUAAUCAGCCCAGUCCUGCCUUUAGACGACGCCGCGCUAGGAAGAAGACUGUUUCUACUUCAGAAUUUGAAGACCGGCUAGUUGCUGAACAAGAAACUGAACCUUCUAAGGAGCUGAGUAAACGUCAGUUCAGUAGUGGUCUCAAUAAGUGUGUUAUACUUGCUUUGGUGAUUGCAAUCAGCAUGGGAUUUGGACAUUUCUAUGGCACAAUUCAGAUUCAGAAGCGUCAACAGUUAGUCAGAAAGAUACAUGAAGAUGAAUUGAAUGAUAUGAAGGAUUAUCUUUCCCAGUGUCAGCAGGAACAAGAAUCUUCUAUAGAUUAUAAGUCAUUGAAAGAAAAUCUUGCAAGGUGUUGGACACUUACUGAAGCAGAGAAGAUGUCCUUUGAAACUCAGAAGACGAACCUUGCUACAGAAAAUCAGUAUUUACGAGUAUCCCUGGAGAAGGAAGAAAAAGCCUUAUCCUCAUUACAGGAAGAGUUAAACAAACUAAGAGAACAGAUUAGAAUAUUGGAAGAUAAAGGGGCCAGUACUGAAUUAGUUAAAGAAAAUCAGAAACUUAAGCAGCAUUUGGAAGAGGAAAAGCAGAAAAAACACAGCUUUCUCAGUCAAAGGGAGACUCUGUUGGCAGAAGCAAAGAUGCUAAAGAGGGAACUGGAGAGAGAACGACUAGUAACUACGGCUUUAAGAGGGGAACUCCAGCAGUUCAGUGGUAGUCAGUUACAUGGCAAGUCAGAUUCUCCCAAUGUAUAUACUGAAAAAAAGGAAAUAGCAAUCUUACGGGAAAGACUCACUGAGCUGGAACGGAAGCUAACCUUCGAACAGCAGCGUUCUGAUUUGUGGGAAAGAUUGUAUGUUGAGGCAAAAGAUCAAAGUGGAAAACAAGAAACGGAUGGAAAAAAGAAAGGGGGCAGAGGAAACCACAGGGCUAAAAAUAAGUCAAAGGAAACACUUUUGGGUUCAGUUAAGGAAACAUUUGAUGCCAUGAAGAAUUCUACCAAGGAGUUUGUAAGGCAUCAUAAAGAGAAAAUUAAGCAGGCUAAAGAAGCUGUGAAGGAAAAUCUGAAAAAAUUCUCAGAUUCAGUUAAAUCCACUUUCAGACAUUUUAAAGAUACCACCAAGAAUAUCUUUGAUGAAAAGGGUAAUAAAAGAUAUGGUGCUACAAAAGAAGCAGCUGAAAAACCAAGAACAGUUUUUAGUGACUAUUUACAUCCACAGUAUAAGGCACCUACAGAAAACCAUCAUAAUAGAGGCCCUACUAUGCAAAAUGAUGGAAGGAAAGAAAAGCCAGUUCACUUUAAAGAAUUCAGAAAAAAUACAAAUUCGAAGAAAUGCAGUCCUGGGCAUGAUUGUAGAGAAAAUUCUCAUUCUUUCAGAGAGGCUUGUUUUGGUGUAUUUGAUUGUGCUCAACAAGAGUCCAUGAGCCUUUUUAACACAGUGGUGAAUCCUGUAAGGAUGGAUGAAUUUAGACAGAUAAUUCAAAGGUACAUGUUAAAAGAACUGGAUACUUUUUGUCACUGGAACGAACUUGAUCAGUUCAUCAAUAAGUUUUUCCUAAAUGGUGUCUUUAUACAUGAUCAGAAGCUCUUCACUGACUUUGUUAAUGAUGUUAAAGAUUAUCUUAGAAACAUGAAGGAAUAUCAAGUAGAUAAUGAUGGAGUAUUUGAGAAGUUGGAUGAAUAUAUAUAUAGACACUUCUUUGGUCACACUUUUUCCCCUCCAUAUGGACCCAGUCGACCUGAUAAAAAGCAACGUAUGGUAAAUAUUGAAAACUCCAGGCAUCGAAAACAAGAGCAGAAGCACCUUCAGCCACAGCCUUAUAAAAGGGAAGGUAAAUGGCAUAAGUAUGGUCGCACUAAUGGAAGACAAAUGGCAAAUCUUGAAAUAGAAUUGGGGCAAUUACCUUUUGAUCCUAAAUACUGAUUCACAAUUGAGUUAAAUUAGACAACUGUAAGAGAAAAAUAUAUGCUUUGUACAAUGUUUGGUAUUGAAACUAAUGAAAUUACCAAGAUGACAAUGUCUUUUCUUUUGUUUCUAAGUAUCAGUUUGAUAACUUUAUAUUAUUACUCAGAAGCAUUAGUUAAAAGCCUACUAACCUGCAUUUUCCUGUAGUUUAGCUUCAUUGAAUUUUUUUUGACACUGGAAAUGUUCAACUGUAGUUUUAUUAAGGAAGCCAGGCAUGCAACAGAUUUUGUGCAUGAAAUGAGACUUCCUUUCAGUGUAAGAGCUUAAAGCAAGCUCAAUCAUACAUGACAAAGUGUAAUUAACACUGAUGUUUGUGUUAAAUUUGCAGCAGAGCUUGAGAAAAGUACAUUGUUCUGGAAUUUCAUCAUUAACAUUUUAUAAUCUUACACUCACUUCUUGUCUUUUUGUGGGUUCAAGUGCCCUCUGACUUGGAAGAAUUUGCUGCCCUCUUAAGAGCUUGCUGACUUGUUUUCUUGUGAAAUUUUUUGCACAUCUGAAUAUCGUGGAAGAAGCAAUAAAACUACACCAUGAGGAAAACUAAAGGUCUUUAUUUAAAAUCUGGCAUUGUAUUAACAUGUAAUUUUAUACUAUGUGGUAUUUUAUACAUUUCCUCAGUAGUGAUAUUUGGUAAAGCAGUUCAUACAGCUUUUUUCUAAGUUCCAUGAAUCUUAACCAGUGUUUACUGAAGUAUUUAAGCAGCAUCUGAAUAUUUCCACUCAGCAAUGUUAAUUUAUCUCGGAAAGUUCAGAAUUUCAUCUUCGUGCUGAAUUUCCCUUUUAACUUCCGUUCAUAGACAUAUACGUGACUUCCAAUUCGACCCUCCGGCAAGUGAGUGUGGAAGAAAACAGCAGUUCUGUUAUAAUUGCUUGAAAUUAGGAAAGCGCUUAUUUCCUAGAAGCAAAUAAAUGUUUAAGUAAAUAAAGGCUACAUUUUGCUGA